Phytophthora nicotianae INRA-310 is the source of this 639-nucleotide messenger RNA. RefSeq lists its product as hypothetical. Lineage: Eukaryota; Oomycota; Peronosporomycetes; Peronosporales; Peronosporaceae. The record is from RefSeq and is a predicted model, not a curated record. The transcript is spliced from 4 exons. Bases 42 to 275 code for a protein of 77 amino acids.
AGGUCUGUAUCCAUCUUGACCAAUAUCUCAAAAAGUGGCUAAUGGACAGCAAACUACCGAGUUUGUUCCCGCGCAAGCACUUCCUGGACAUCGUGGACGACGACUGGAUCACGGACACGUUGUCGGACGAUGAGAUUGAAGUGCCUCCUGCUCUAGAUGUCGACCCCAACGGCAGCGAGAGCCCAACUGGUGAGCCUCCGAUGUGGACUGCCGACGAGAAGGUGGAUCGCUGGAACGACUUGGGGCUGGACCAGUGGGUCAAAGAUACAGCUUAAAGAAAAAAAAAUAGCUACAAAAUCGAGUAGCUAUCGCUGCUAUUUCGCGUUGAGUAGGCUGUCGAGUGCAUCGCCUUCGAAGACGCUUUGAGAGGCCUCGAAGGUUCUUGCGAAUGAAACAUCCUGCAGCACUUCGUACACUUCAUCGAACGUUGGUCGGCAGCUCGGCUCGCCAUCCCAACAUCGCUUCAUUAAUUCCUGCAGUACUUAAGUACUUAGUAUCUCUGAAACAUCAAGUGUUACGUCCCUGUGCUUACCUGGCACUCGCGGGGGCAAUCCACAGUCGGAACUCGAAAGCGCUCGCCUGCCAGGACUCGUCUCUUAAUAUCCGACACGUCAUAACCUCGAAACGGGAUGUCCCGGC